AUGCUGGAGCUCACCUCGCGCUCCUUCUCCUCGGUCAUCCAGCAGCUGGAGGGCAGCCUGCGCGACGCGGUGUGCGUCUUCUACCUGGUCCUGCGCGGCCUGGACACCAUCGAGGACGAUCCCACCCUGUCGGUGGACCGGAAGAUCCCCCUCCUGCGGGACUUCUACAACCUCAUCGAGAAGGAGGGCUGGACCUUCACCGAGAAUGGCCCGGACGAGAAGGACCGCCACCUGUUGGUCCGCUUCGACAAUGUCAUCGCCUUCUACCGGAGCCUGGAAAUGCACUACCGCAAUGUCAUCUCGGACAUCACGCGCGACAUGGGCGCCGGCAUGGCCAAGUUCUGCAACCGGUCCAUGCAGGACGUCAACUCCGUGGCCGAGUGGGAGGAGUAUUGCCACUAUGUGGCCGGCCUGGUGGGCAUCGGCCUGACCCAGCUCUUCGUGCAGUCCGGCCUGGAGACGGCCCUGGAGCUCAAUGGCGACACCCGGCUCUCCAACAGCAUGGGGCUCUUCCUGCAGAAGGUCAACAUCAUCCGCGACUAUCGCGAGGAUGUCGACGUCAACCGGGUGUUCUGGCCGCGCGAGGUGUGGUCCCUGUACGCCGAGUCCAUCGGGGACUUCCGCGCCACCCAGGCCCGGAACCCGGCCCGCCAGUGCCUCAACCACCUGAUCACCGACGCCCUCAAGCAUGUGCCGGAUGUCUUCCACUACCUGAGCCUCCUGUCCAACCGCAGCAUCUUCCAGUUCUGUGCCAUCCCCCAGGUCAUGGCCAUCGCCACGCUGGCCCUGUGCUACGACAAUGGCCAGGUGUUCGAGCAGAAUGUCAAGAUCCGCAAGGGCCUGGCCGUGCGCAUGAUCAUCGACUCGGUGGACAUGGCCUCGGUUGAGCGCAUCUUCGCCCAGCAGCUGGCCAUCCUGGCUGCCAAGAUCAUCCCCGCCUCGGCCGACGUCCCGGUCCAUGCCACCAAGCAGGCCCUGCAGAAGGCCAUCCCCCUGCUCAAGGAGCAUGCCCCCAUGGUGGAGGCCGCCCUGAAGGGGGAGCGCUCGGCCGCCAGCCAGUUCUCGGUUCUGGUUCGCAUCUUGGCCCUGGGCGCCCUGUUCCUGGCUCUCUUCUGUGUCACGCAGUGA
This is a messenger RNA of Fonticula alba, 1128 nucleotides long. Its product is annotated as farnesyl-diphosphate farnesyltransferase. Gene Ontology annotation, biological process: farnesyl diphosphate metabolic process; cholesterol biosynthetic process. Bases 1 to 1128 code for a protein of 375 amino acids. Gene Ontology annotation, molecular function: squalene synthase [NAD(P)H] activity. The transcript has a single exon. The record is from RefSeq and is a predicted model, not a curated record. Gene Ontology annotation, cellular component: endoplasmic reticulum membrane. Lineage: Eukaryota; Rotosphaerida; Fonticulaceae.